Molecule: messenger RNA, 1856 nt
Organism: Colossoma macropomum (tambaqui)
Lineage: Eukaryota; Metazoa; Chordata; Actinopteri; Characiformes; Serrasalmidae
Gene: sec14l7
Product: SEC14-like lipid binding 7
Exons: 11
Coding region: 335-1366 (343 amino acids)
Cellular component (GO): cytoplasm
Source: RefSeq, a predicted model, not a curated record
GUGUAGCAACAGAUGAGCUACUGACUUUACAUCUGUAAGGUGGAGCAACAAGGUAGGUGUAUCUAAUAGAGUGGACAGUGAUUGAACACAGUGUUUGAUCCACACGUACCAGUGCGACACACACUAGCAUACCACAGCCAGCUCACUGUCACUGCAGUACUGAGAAUGAUUCACCACCCUGUUGUUUGGGUGCCCUGCCCAUUGGAGGACAGGGUACAAGAAAAAUAAUGAGAAAAGAAAGAAUGCUGAGAAACAGAUGGACUACAGUCUGUAAUUAUAGAACUACAAAGUACACCUAAAUGCCAGAAGCUUUAGUGUCAACAAGGCCGAAGCAAUGCUUAGAAAGCAUAUGGAGUUUCGCAAACACAUGAAGGUGGAUUCAAUCUUAGAGGACUGGAAGCCACCUGAGGUCAUUGAGCAAUAUGUGUCUGGUGGGAUGUGUGGUUAUGAUCGAGAGGGAAGUCCUGUCUGGUAUGACGUGAUUGGGCCUCUAGACCCAAAGGGCCUUCUCAUGUCUGCCUCCAAACAAGAUUUUCUCAGGACCAAGAUCAGGGACUCAGAGUUCCUACGAAGAGAGUGCUUAAGGCAGUCUGAGAAGCUUGAAAAACCUGUGGAGUCCAUCACUCUUAUCUAUGACUGUGAAGGCCUUGGCAUGAAACAUAUGUAUAAGCCUGCUGUUGAAGCCUAUGGAGAAAUUCUGACCAUGUUUGAAGACAACUAUCCUGAAGGCCUAAAAAGGGUUCUUGUUAUUAAAGCUCCUAAAAUCUUCCCUAUUGCCUACAACUUGAUCAAGCAUUUUCUAUGUGAAGAAACACGGAGAAAGAUUAUUGUGGUUGGGUCCAACUGGAAAGAUGUAUUGCAGAAGUAUGUGGCGCCAGAUCAACUGCCUGUGGCCUAUGGAGGUUUGCUGGAGGACCCAGAUGGGGACCCUUAUUGUAAAUCUAAGAUUAAGUAUGGUGGUGUGGUGCCAAAGUCCUACUACAUUCGAGACUCCGUUAAAGUGCAGUAUGACAACUUUGUGACCAUCAGCCGUGGUUCCGACCUCCAGCUGGAGUAUGAAGUUCUCGUCCCAAACUGCUUAUUACGAUGGCAGUUUGCUAGUGAUGGGGCCGAUAUCGGUUUUGGCAUCUACAUGAAGACUAAAGCAGGUGUGAAACAGAAAGUUGGAGACAUGCAGGAGGUGUUUCCAACAACACGUUACAAUGCUCAUCUGGUGCCAGAGGAUGGGUCCUACACCUGUGAAGAGCCAGGCAUUUAUGUGAUACGAUUUGAUAACACCUACAGUAUGCUUCAGUCAAAGAAGAUAAGCUUCUCAGUGGAUGUUGUUCUACCUGAAACACACACAAACUCAGAAGGCCAGGCAUGAGGGCAGACCAGAGAAAGAAGACUUCACAUACCCAGCACCAGACAAGAUUACUAUCUGCUUUAGUAGUGAUGUCAAAACAAACUUAGACUUAUACCACAAAAUAAGGCUGGAUGUAUUUGUAAGAACAUUGUUGGGCAUUGAAAAACUAGAAGUAUUAAUAAAUAUAUUAAUGAAUUAUAAUUAUAACUUAAGCACAAUUGCAGAAAGUUCUGUGUAUCAAGUAUAUGAUUCAACUAGCUGAGAUUGUCUACCAGGUAGAGUCUAAAAUGUAAACUGGCUCCUUUUCAAGUUUACAACCUCUUUCAGGUCAAUGAAGAAUUUCUGGUAUUAUCUUUUUGGGAUCAAUAAUAUUAAGAAGCAGCAAAUGUCCACAGAUAUUUAUUUUGCAAUAUUAUGAAUUAAUAAUGACUUUAAUGUUUAGUUUUUGAACAUUGUUGAUAAUUUGUUUGUUAUAAUUAUUUGCCAAUCAGUAUUAAAAUCUUUGCAUCAA